GUGGAAACUCAGUCAGGGCCUCUCCAUUUGUUCUUUCCGUUGACCAGUUUUGGCAUCACACUCUUUGAAUAUGAAGCUCAUCUCUCUCACUUCUUUCCUUCUAGCUCCCGCUGCGGUCCUAGCAGCUUGGGGCUACACCGACGAUGGCAAGAACUACGUUAUCGACACAAAUGCCAAUCUUGUGGUGAAGGUUAGCAAGACGAAUGGUGACAUGACAUCGAUCAAAUACCGUGGUGUCGAGUACAGUGGUCAGGCUGGCAAGUACUCCCACGUCGAAUCAGGAUUGGGUGCAUCCACGGUCACGAUUAGACAAAUCGCGAGCCCCAACGUCAUAAAAGUCAACAUCAAGUACGGGACUCUCAAGCAUGAUCUUGUCUUCCGUUAUGGCAACCCGAACGUGUACAUUUUCAUGAACAAAGUCGACACAAGCGUGACUGUCUCGCGUUACAUUGUCCGCAUUCCACCAAACAUCUUCACCAAUAAUGUUGACACCGACACCGACUGGAUCCCGAAUAACGCGGCAGUCAUUGAAGCCGGCGAUGUCAACACGGUCGGCAAGCACACUUACAGCAAGCAUUACUCUGGCUACAAGUAUGGGCGAACUAUCGACUACGACUAUGUCGGCUACACAAACAAUAACGUGGGAAUGUACUUGAUCAGGUCAAAUCACGAGAAGGCUUCCGGUGGACCAUUCUUCAGGAGCUUGGUCAGGCGCGGUGGAUCGGGCGGACCAGAUCUGUACGACAUCUACCAUUACAACAUGGGUCACACUGAUGUUAUGCGCUUGGGCUUGCAAGGCCCAAGUGUUCUGCACUUUACUGACAGCGGCGCUGCACCUAACGGAAACCUGUUCGCCCGCAAGGCCAACUGGGACUGGUUCGACGGCCUUGGAAUCGACGGAUGGGUGCCCACUAGCCAGCGCGGAGCCGUUGCUGGUGUCGGACUGGCAAACAUGAAGAACGGCCAGCAAUACGUUAUCGGCAUGAAAAAUAACGCUGCCCAGUACUGGACCACAGCCGGAGCAAACGGUGCUUGGAGGAUCGAGAAGGCUCUGCCUGGCACAUAUACCUUGAACGUGUACAAGAACGAGCUCGAAGUCCACACAAGCACUGUCACAAUCGCCGCUGGCUCCACAGCGACAAAGAACACUAUCACCUGCGCCGAUCCUCAAGACGCCGCCGUCGUCUGGCGUAUCGGAGAGUGGGACGGCUCGCCCAAGGGCUUCCUCAACUUCGAAGACACCCCCAUGAAGCCCACAUACAUGCAUCCCUCUGACGGCCGCCUCGCUAACUGGAAGACCGGCAACUACAUUAUCGGCACCAGCAAUGCGAACCAGUUCCCCGGUUACAUGUGGAAGGACGUCAAUAGCGGCUACCUCGUGUACUUCCGCCUGACGGACGAUCAGCUCACCAAGAGCUUCAAGAUCAGGAUCGGUGUGACGGAAGGCCUCGCAGGUGGUCGUCCUGCUAUCAAUGUCAACAGCUGGGCUGCGCCACUGCAGUCGCAGAAGCUCCAGGGCGAUACUAGAAGUUUGACUGUUGGCACCUACCGAGGCAACAACCAGGUGUAUGAGUACACAGUGCCGGCUAGUGCGUGGUUGAAGAGUGCGAGGGAGUACCAGAUAUUGAAGAUCGACGUGAUCACUGGUAAGACUGCGACGGGAUACUUGAGUGGCGGUGUCAGCUUUGAUGCUCUUGAUAUGGUUGCCGUGUAAGAGGGGGUGUCCUUGCGAUACGGCUCUCAUCUUCUUCUGUAUAUAUUUGAAGGCCAC
Messenger RNA from Boeremia exigua, 1771 nucleotides. RefSeq names its product Rhamnogalacturonase B, N-terminal-domain-containing protein. The transcript has 2 exons. Gene Ontology annotation, biological process: pectin catabolic process. Bases 71 to 1714 code for a protein of 547 amino acids. Lineage: Eukaryota; Fungi; Ascomycota; Dothideomycetes; Pleosporales; Didymellaceae. The record is from RefSeq and is a predicted model, not a curated record. Gene Ontology annotation, molecular function: carbohydrate binding; carbon-oxygen lyase activity, acting on polysaccharides.